CUGUCUCAAUUAUUUUUAAUAAAAAAUGGUCGUAGAUCUGGCAGGUGUAACUAAAGCAGUUUUUUCUCAUGUCCUUUAAAAUACUGAUUUUGACUGGAGAUUCUUAGGACGAUCUCGCGCUGUCUUCGCCAUGCCGCCAAAGAAGCCUGUGGCGCCGACGGCAGCAACCCGUCGUAAUCCGCCGCGGAACGCUGCCAGUCGAUCGUUCAAACAAACCAAACUGGAUGAAGUUCUCCACCGCGCAGCGACUAAACCUCCGCCAAAUGAUCUUGUUCCUGCUGCGCCAUCUGCGCCAGAACCGGUAGUAUUUGAGGAAAAUCUCGAUGGUGAUCUCGUUGAGUGUGGCGCGGCGGUUUCCGAGUUUGAAGUGGUUUCCGUCGCAGCCCAGAAGAUCAGCAAGCAUGCUGCAGCAUCUGGUCUUCCCAGGCCCUCACCCUUGAAGAUUGUCAUCCGCAAACGAGCAGUGCAGCUUCCCAAAGUCCCACCCAACACCCCGCAGAAAAACGGCACCCUCCCCGAUGGAAUCGCCAAUGGCCUACCACCCAGCACCCCCGUGCAGCGCUCCUCCGCGGUGCGGGGCCACCAGAUUAUCUCGCCCGAGACGACCGUGAUCCCCCGCAAGGGCCCCAAGAUCGGACGGCCCGCUUUGCCAGGCACGACCACCGUCAAGUCCAACCCGGUGGUGCGCCAGACCAAGAGUGAACGCGUCAAGGCCAGUCUGGAGCUGGAUAAACGACUCAAAGAGGAGGAGAUCACCAUAACGCGCAUGAUCGUCAGCAAACUGGAAGAUCCGGGAAUUCAGAUCCACCUGUUUGAGGAAAAAGGCCGUGGAUUAGUCGCGCAACGUGCUUUCAAGAAAGACGAGUAUGUCGUGGAGUACGCGGGAGAUUUAGUGGAUGUCAGCUGCGCUAAACAACGCGAACGCUACUACGCCCAGGAACCGUCCAAAUACGGCUGUUAUAUGUACUUUUUCAAUUACAAAGGCAGAAGACUAUGUGUGGAUGCCACUGCGGAAACCGGACGCUAUGGUCGCUUGCUGAACCACUCAUGUCGUCGAGCCAAUCUGCGACCGGAAGUCAAAGAAAUCCCCAGCUCGGAGCAGAAGAUCCACCUGAUUUUGCGCGCAGCACGGGAUAUUGAGGUGGGCGAGGAACUGCUGUACGAUUAUGGCGAUCGGGAUCCGCAGAGUUUGGCGGCCUUUCCGUGGCUCAAGGAAGAACGUCGCGUUUGGAUGUUACGGCACUACGGAAACAUGAAUAAUCAAGGGGAUGAUGCACCCUUCUAAUGA
Paramacrobiotus metropolitanus is the source of this 1288-nucleotide messenger RNA. Its product is annotated as N-lysine methyltransferase KMT5A-like. Gene Ontology annotation, molecular function: protein binding. The transcript is spliced from 5 exons. The record is from RefSeq and is a predicted model, not a curated record. Lineage: Eukaryota; Metazoa; Tardigrada; Eutardigrada; Parachela; Macrobiotidae. Bases 131 to 1285 code for a protein of 384 amino acids.